Messenger RNA from Astrephomene gubernaculifera, 327 nucleotides. NCBI's taxonomy places the organism in Eukaryota, Viridiplantae, Chlorophyta, Chlorophyceae, Chlamydomonadales, Astrephomenaceae. The record is from the annotation of a GenBank genome assembly.
AGCAGGAGGCGGCAGCCGCGGCAGGGCAAGUCAAACCUCAGACCAACGGCGGCCACAGCGCCCCCAGCACCCCUCGUAAAGGCGGCAGCCGAGCUCGGACAACGGCUCGUAAGCCCCGCAAGACGGACGACUCGGAUGAUGACGACGAGGAGGGAGAGGAAGCGUCGGAUGAGGAUGGGGAGGAUGAUGACGGCGAGGAUGAGGAUGAGGAGGGUGGCGGCGGUGAGGGGUCGGAAAAGGAGGAGGAGGAGGAAGAUGAAGAGCCGCUGCCUCGUGGUUUGGAUCCGGAACCUGCCAAGCUGGAGGAGGCGGCGGGGAAGGUUCUGG